GGAUCUGCAGCUCCGGCACCGACCGACAGGCGCCGGCGGAGGCCGUCCCGGUUCCGGGAAGCGAAGGUUCAGCUUCCGGGUGAAGGGUGAGCGGGUGCCCGCUGCUGGCGCCAUGGCCGCGGGGCAGGAGGCCGCGGUGCCCCCCGGCCCGCCGCGCUGGAGGCCCGGCCCGGUCCUACCGCCCGCCUGAGGCUGCCGAGGAGCCGCUGGGCUCGCCUCACCAUGCGCCCCUGAGCCCUGCUGCUGCCCACAGAGGCCAUGGAGAAGAGGCUGGAAGCCAAGCUCAGCAUUAGCGCCCAAUUUCUGUCACAAUACUGCCUGGGAAAAGCUGCAAGGGAGCUGAGAAGUCUGCAGCUGUUCUACCUGUGCGCUUGCCUGUGUGCCUUGUGCUCCUCAGCAGAUGCAAACUGGAACCGAUCUAGAUGUGAGCCAGGGAAGAUCCUGUUUGGUGGCCGUUUGAGAUGGUGGGAAGAUCACCAUUUACAGCUGCUGGAAGGGUUUCACACCGUGCGCUCCUGUCAGGCUGCUUGCUGCCAGAGCCCCACCUGUGAUGCCUUUUGGUUCUUGGAAAACAUGUGCAUCCAGGUGAACUGCACUGUCCCUGGCAUGUGUCAGGCAAACAGGACUGGCUUCUCUGACUCUGUUUUGGUGUUUUUAAAGAAAUCAAAAAGCACAGAGCACCUCUUAACGUUUCAAAGGGAAGGUGAUGUGAAGACCUGGUUUGACAAGUGGUUGCACUGGGGCAUCCCUGUCAAGAGGACAAAAAGACUGCGGAGGUCAUUGCAGAAGCAGAGCGUGGCAGGUAACAGGGUAGAACUCCUGAAAAGGGAUAUAGCAGUGAGCCCCAGCAGGGAGGCUGCAGCCAGAGCAUCAGACAGCAAAUCUAGAAGCAGCCGAAGUGAAGCAGAGCUCUUGAAGGAUCAAGCACUGAGGCGCUUAGUGGCAGACAGGCCUGUUCCUGAAGGCCAUCCAAAUGAAAAGAAAAAUGGACAGAAUCCAGGAGAGCAGAAACCCAAAAGCCUGUUCCCUCCUAAAAGCAAUAAUGUGAACAGAUCAAGUGAUGUGGAUGGUGCUGGCUUGGCACAGAUCCACACAGGAACAUCUGCACCAGAACCAUCAGUGUUGGCUACGUUCUCCAGUCCUGUAGCACAGGGCUUGACAGCCACAGGGAAGACUGAGAAGCCUGGGCAGCCAGAUGAUUCUUUGAUCCAUCCUCACUCCUCAGAUGUGUUGCCCACAGUCAGCCCUGUGCUAGUGAAAAGCACAGCGAAGAUGCAGACAGCUACUUCUGUGCCAAGUGGAGUUCCCACAAAUGGCAGUGUUCCUACAACCCAGACCACCACUGCUGUGUCACCAAGUACUGCUGCCACCACUCCAGUUAUGAAGGAACUGGUGGUUUCUGCUGGAGACAGCGUUGAAGUGACCCUGCCAAAGAAUGAAGUUCAGCUGAAUGCAUUUGUGCUCCCUGAGCAACCACCUGGAACCACUUAUUCCUAUGAGUGGGAAUUGAUCACUCAUCCAAAAGACUACAGUGGAGAAAUGGAAGGGAAACACUCCCAGACCCUCAAGCUGUCUAAGCUUACUGUUGGUCUGUAUGAAUUCAAAGUCGUCGUUGAUGGGGAGAAUGCACGUGGAGAGGGUUAUGUGAACGUAACGGUGAAUCCAAAGCCUCGGGUGAAUCGGCCUCCUGUUGCCAUCGUGUCCCCACAGUUCCAGGAGAUUUCACUGCCAACCAUUUCGACUGUUAUUGAUGGCAGCCAAAGCACUGAUGAUGAUAAAAUUGUCAGCUAUCACUGGGAAGAACUAAAGGGUCCUUUGCGAGAGGAGAAGGUUUCUAGUGAUACUGCCAUACUGACACUGACCAACCUGGUACCCGGGAAUUACACAUUCAGUCUAACAGUCGUGGACUCAGAUGGUGCCAGUAACUCCACCACUGCAAACUUGACUGUGAACAAAGCAGUGGAUUAUCCUCCAGUGGCAAAUGCAGGCCCAAACCAAGUGAUCACGCUGCCUCAGAACUCCAUCACCCUCUAUGGGAAUCAGAGCACAGAUGAUCACAGCAUUGUCAGCUAUGAGUGGCUGCUCAGCCCUAACAGCAAAGGGAAGGUGAUGGAGAUGCAGGGGGUGAGAACACCAGUGCUGCAGCUCUCUGCAAUGCAAGAAGGGGAUUACACUUACCAGCUAAUAGUGACUGAUUCUGCUGGGCACCAGUCCACAGCAGAGGUCACUGUGAUAGUCCAGCCAGAGAACAAUAAACCCCCAAAGGCAGAUGCUGGUCCAGAUAAAGAAUUAACUCUUCCUGUGGACAGCACCACUCUAGAUGGCAGCAAGAGCUCAGAUGACCAGAAGAUAGUCUCCUUUCUUUGGGAAAAAACCCGGGGCCCGGAUGGUGUCAAGCUGGAGAAUGCCAACAGCAGCAUUGCCACUGUAACAGGCCUUCAGGUUGGGACGUAUGAGUUUACUCUGACAGUUAAAGAUGAGCGGAACUUGCAGAGCCAAAGCUCUGUCAACGUCAUUGUCAAAGAAGAAAUAAACAAGCCACCAGUUGCAAAGAUUGCUGGUAAUGUUGUCAUCACCCUGCCCACCAGUACAGCUGAGUUAGAUGGAUCGAAGUCCUCUGAUGAUAAGGGAAUUGUCAGCUACUUGUGGACGCGGGACGAGGGGAGCCCUGCAGCUGGGGAAGUCUUAAAUAAUUCAGACCAUCACCCUGUCCUCCUUCUGUCCAAUCUGGUAGAAGGGACCUACACAUUCCACCUCAGAGUAACAGAUGCCAAAGGAGAGAGUGAUGUGGAAAGGACCACAGUGGAAGUCAAACCUGAUCCUAGGAAAAACAACCUUGUGGAGAUAAUUCUGGAUGUUAAUGUCAGCCAGCUGACGGAGAGGCAGAAGGGGAUGUUCAUCCGACAGAUAGGCGUUCUGCUGGGGGUCCUCGACUCCGACAUCACUGUGCAAAAGAUCCAGCCAUACACUGAGCAAAGCACGAAGAUGGUGUUUUUUGUGCAGAACCAGCCUCCCCAUCAGAUAUUCAAAGGACGAGAGGUAGCCUGGACACUAAAAAACGAACUAAGGAAACAACAGUCAGAUUUCCUCAUCUUCAGAGCAUUGGAAAUUAACACAGUCACGUGUCAGCUGAACUGCUCUGAGCAUGGGCGCUGUGACUCCUUCACCAAGCGUUGCAUCUGUGACCCUUUCUGGAUGGAGAACUUCAUCAGGGUGCAGAUGGGAGAUGGUGAAAGCAACUGUGAGUGGAGUGUCCUGUAUGUGAUCAUUGCAUCUUUUGUCAUUGUGGUUGCCUUUGGAAUCUUAUCCUGGAUGGUGAUCUGCUGUUGCAAAAGACGAAAAGGAAAAGCCAAGAGAAAAAGCAAAUACAAGAUUUUGGAUGCCACGGAUCAAGAAAGCCUGGAGUUAAAACCAAAUCCCAAAGCAGGUGGCAGACAGAAAUCCCAGGUCCUCAACACUAGCCUGAUGCACUCGGAGUCUGAACUGGACAGCGAUGAAGCCAUCUUCACAUGGCCUGACCAUGAGAAAGGGAAACUGCUGCGGAGCCAGAACGGCUCCUUGCGCAAUGGACAAGUGAUGCUCAAACCCAAGAACCAGAGGGAGGAAAUCCUAUAGCUCCCCUCAGGCGGCCUUCUGCUGGAGCUCAGUGGGAAAGGCCGCUCCCGUCCCUAUCCUACAAGGGCCUUUGGAGGCCACUUUGAUUAGGACAACGCUGCUAACUCGUUUCACAGAAAAUACCUUUGGUUUUGUGGGUUUCUUUUCAGUUAAAUCUGGUUGUACUUGAAUUUGAACUUCAAGGGAGAUCAAAGGGAGAAGGCAGCUGUGAGCCCCAGGUGAGGCAUCAGGAAAGGACUGAGCUGGUGUCUGGAGAGCAGCAGGACAGAACCACUUGGAGCAACUGUGAAUGUGCAGGACCUUCCUAGCCCACCUCAGACUGCAGUGGAGGAAACACCCAUGGACUUCCAGCUCUCUUUCCUCGGGAGCUCCUCAGAGAAGGAAGGUCAAGGCUGUGCUUUGAGCUGUGCUCUGAGCUCCUUUCAUGCUCCAGUAGCUUUCCAGGGGCUACUUGUGCUGUCCAACAGCUUUCUUCUCUUUUACUCCCACCUUCCCUAAUGGUUUAAGCACUAUUUUAAUAUAGACUUGUCCUUUCACAUGCACUUGGCUGCUUUUGGAGUGUAGAGGAGGGGGAAUCUAAACACUAUGGUCACACUCCUCGACUUGCAGGUAGGAGAGGGGUUUGUAGCUGUUCUAAAUUACACACUGGGAGUGUUGAUGGCAUGGUGCCUGUUCAGGUGUGAAGAGCUGGCCUGUCUGUGGUAAUUGGCUGGGCUAGGAGACCCCCUCCUGCAGCAAGCUCUCCCCCUGGGUACCAGAGCCUGGGUUUCCCACCUUUUGUGCCCACCUGUGUUUAAUGUCUGGCUUAAUUCCAAAGCUGUGAGAUGUUGUUCAGUGGCCCCAGCAGCUUCUGUUGGUCGCCAGGCCGUCCGUGAGUCUGGACAUUAACCAUAUCUCAGUUCUGAAAUGCUAUUUACCAGGGGGGUUGGGUUUGGGGGGGGGUGUCUUAAGAUUUGCACAACCCAGGCUAACAGAGGUUGGUAUCUUCAGUUCCCAGCAGCUGGCUGCUCCCUCUGGCUGGCAGUAGCAGCCUCAUGUUAUGGUUGAAGAGCCCUUUGUGCUCCUACCAACGUGUUGGUGUCCUUUAGUCGGUGGAAAAGGGAGCUCAGUGCCCAGAGGCAUCCCAUGGUGAGUGCCAGCACCAAGGGACAGUGUCUCUACUGCCUGGGCUCUGGGAGGCAGGUGUGUGACCAUCCUGGCUCCUUUAUCUCACUGUGCUGCUGUUGUGGGGUGCAGAAAUCAGCCUCUUGCUGGCAUGAAGGACGCCACUACUCCUCUGUGGAUGGGUGGGCAGUUGAUUGCCUUUUCCUUGUGUUUAAUUUAAAAACUGGAAACUUGUUUCAUUGGCUUUUUUUGAGCUACAAGAGCCGAAAGGGUGGAAGUUCCUCAGUUGUAUUUAUAUUGCUGCACUACUGACUUGUGUUGAGCGACAUGAAGAUUAAACACUCUUGAAUGAGAGGGAAUGUUCCCUCGUUGAAUGUA
Molecule: messenger RNA, 5097 nt
Organism: Neopsephotus bourkii (Bourke's parrot)
Lineage: Eukaryota; Metazoa; Chordata; Aves; Psittaciformes; Psittacidae
Product: KIAA0319 like
Exons: 21
Coding region: 259-3615 (1118 amino acids)
Cellular component (GO): cytoplasmic vesicle; plasma membrane
Molecular function (GO): protein binding
Source: RefSeq, a predicted model, not a curated record